This is a messenger RNA of Oncorhynchus gorbuscha (pink salmon), 2205 nucleotides long. Its product is annotated as mesenteric estrogen-dependent adipogenesis protein-like. The coding region runs from base 79 to 717 and encodes 212 amino acids. NCBI's taxonomy places the organism in Eukaryota, Metazoa, Chordata, Actinopteri, Salmoniformes, Salmonidae. The record is from RefSeq and is a predicted model, not a curated record. Gene Ontology annotation, cellular component: cytoplasm. The transcript is spliced from 5 exons.
UCCUCAUCACGUGAUCUGGAAUCGCAGCAGAAAAACAGAUAUUGCUCGAGACAGAAAACUCCACAUAACUCCAAAGACAUGACGAUCACAGACGUCUCCCGUUGUACGAUGGAAGUUAUAGAAGUUGAGGAAUUCUUGCGGAACCCUCCGCCCGGUUUCACCGUAGAAGCUGGCUACCGAUUCGUGAAAAGCGAUCCUGAAAACUGCUGCGUGUUCAUCGAUGACUUCGAGUUAUCCAGAGGAGGAAAAGUAGUCUUCCAACACUCGCAGGGAAAGAAAAUCACAGUGCGCAAUUUGGGAGAUUACACUCGCUUCAGGAAGAACCUAACCUCAAAAAAGAUAUAUAUACUGGUGUCUGCAUGUGAAAGUAAACCAUCGACAGAUAAGAAAGCUCCCAAAAACAGAAGAGUGCUCCAGCAGUAUGUGGUGUCCAUUGAUGGCCGUAACCCUCUGAUCAAGUGGGAGAUUGAGAGAGGCCUGGACAGGACUAUCUCCUCUGUGGCUGGGGAGAGCUACAGGGUCGACAUUGACCUGUGUGAUGCGUUGCGUGGCUGGGCAGGGGAGAGUUUCUGUCUCCUAGGCAACAGAGAGAAGGUCACACCCGUGUGGAAGGAUACCUGCUUCACCCUGAAAUAUUACUCGGAUGCCCUCUUCGACUUCCCACACUGGCUCGGGUUCAGUAAACGCCAUUUCAAGAUCUCCUACCAUGGAAGAUGAGACCUCAGCAAGAAUCAAUAAUUACUAUUUGAUGGGCAAGAAGACUGGACAUGGGCCAAAUAUGAUCUAUUAUAUUGACAAGGUAGCCGAGUGACCACUCCUUAACAAUGGAAAUGCAUGUCCUCAAUGCUUGAAUGCAACUGAGGUCAGGUGGGACCAUACUAGCCAAUGAGAGGGCAGAUAUGUGUGUGAACAACAGGCACAACCAAGUCAUUUUUCGCAAAGCUGUCGGAAUGCCACCUGCAUCCACUUAUAUCAGUACAUUUGAAACAGUCUAAAAAUUACAAACUUCUAUUGAAAUCAAAUUAGCCCCAUGUAUUUCUACACUCAUAGACCUCCAUACAAAAAGGGUCUUAUCUCACACGGACAUAUUUAGGGCGGUAAAAUCCUCUCGCUUCGCCUCUUCCAAGGCCCAUGUUUCAGUGGACAGCGACACCUGUCAGUUGAAGUGAGAAGCUGGGAUACCUUCUGCCUGCUUAUGCAGGAUUCCACCACUGGGAGGAGCUGUUUAUCUGUAGACUGGAUCAUCUCGUUUAGUGUAAGACAUGGAUGGUCAGUUCAAUGCUGCUGCUUUGGGUUGAGAAUUUAACCCUCGGCUGCACUGUUAUGUCACUGGGAAGAUGGAGUGAGCCAGUCGGCAAGAAAGUAUUGAAAGAACAGGGCCUUCAGGAAGUAUUCACACCCCUUGACUUUUUCUAUAUUUUGUUGUGUUACAGCCUGAAUUUAAAAUGGAUUAAAUUGAGUAUUUGUUACUGACCUACACACAAUACCCCAUAAUGACAAAGUGGAAGGAUGUUUUUAGACAAUAAAAAAAAAAACAUUAAUUAAAAAAAAUAGUUUUAAGUAUUCAACCUCUUAUGGCAAGUCCUAAAUAAGUUCAGAAGUAAACAAUCCACAUAAUAAGUUUACAUGGAUUCACUGUGUACAAUGAUGGUGUUUAACAUGACUUUUGAAUGACUACCUCAUCUCUCUACCCAACACACAAUUCUCUGUAAUAUCCCUCAGUUGAGCAGUGAAUUUUAAAAAGAAUAAUGGGCAAAUGUUGCCCAUUUGCCCAUCACAUCAGGCGACGUGAUUUCUAGAACACCAGGCGACGUGAUUUCUAGAACACCAGGCGACGUGAUUUCUAGAACAUCAGGCGACGUGAUUUCUAGAACAUCAGGCGAUGUGAUUUCUAGAACAUCAGGCGACGUGAUUUCUAGAACAUCAGGCGACGUGAUUUCUAGAACAUCAGGCGACGUGAUUUCUAGAACAUCAGGCGACGUGAUUUCUAGAACAUUUGAAUGUAGAUGUUGAGAUGUUGUAUGCUCUUCAGAUGAAGGGUCACCUUGGACGGACUUUAGAAACUGUUCAAAUGUCAUUUAGAGGGAUAGCUGUGGCAUAUCAACAUAUUUUAUACAUUUUCAAUAGAAUUCAAUACUAUGUAGCUGUUGUGUUUUUAUUUCCCAGACAAAAAUAUUUUAAAAAUAAAGAAUAUAAAACAUGAAA